Molecule: messenger RNA, 1773 nt
Organism: Drosophila rhopaloa
Lineage: Eukaryota; Metazoa; Arthropoda; Insecta; Diptera; Drosophilidae
Product: 4-hydroxybutyrate coenzyme A transferase
Exons: 5
Coding region: 158-1591 (477 amino acids)
Biological process (GO): acetate metabolic process
Cellular component (GO): mitochondrion
Molecular function (GO): acetate CoA-transferase activity
Source: RefSeq, a predicted model, not a curated record
AAAUUUGGUGCCGCUGUGGACGGAACUCAUCCAAGAACACUCUGAACGCUCCCAAGUGAAACCCACCACUCAGCCGCUCCUGCAUCUCGCGUUCUUUUCGUUAACCCCUUUCGACGUGUGUGUUUCCUAAUAAAUAACAUACAACAUACAAGCCAUCAUGAGCAAGCAACUGGCGCGCCAUGUGGGUCAGCUGAAUAAUCUUCUGAAAACGGCCACGACCGCCUCCACGGUCUCCGCCCAGAACAACUACUUCACCUACGUCCGGGAACUGUCGCAUCCAAUCGCCCGAGAGCCUCCAAUCGUAAAGCCGGAAGAGGCCGUGGCAUGCAUCAAAUCGGGUGAUACGGUCUUCGCCGGCGGAGCAGCUUCCACGCCCGUGGCUCUGCUGAAUGCGAUGGCCAAGCACGGAAAGAACAACAAGCUGGAGGGCGUUACCGUGUGCCACAUGCACACAGAGGGUCCUGGGGAGUACGCCAAGCCGGAGUAUAAGGACAUCUUCCGCUCGAACUCCUUCUUCAUGGGUGCCAAUGUGCGCAAGGCGGUGGCCGAGGGACGUGGCGAUAAUGUGCCUAUCUUUCUUCACGAGAUCCCGCAGCUGUUCUACAAGCAGAUCGUGAAGCCUGAUGUGUCCUUCAUCCACGUCUCGCCGCCGGAUAACCAUGGCUACUGCUCCCUGGGCACUAGCGUCGAUUGUGUGCGAGCCGCCCUGCUCCACUCAAAGCUGAUUGUUGCUCAAAUCAACCCCAAGAUGCCGCGCACCUUCGGCGAUGCCAUCAUCCACAAGUCGCAUUUUGACUACGCCGUCGAGGUGAACGACGAUCUGCCGCAGCAUGGCACUGGUGAGAUCUCUCCCGUGGAGAAGAAGAUCGGCAAGCUCAUUGCCGAGAACCUGGUCAAGGAUGGCGCCACCCUGCAGAUGGGAAUUGGCAGCAUCCCCGACGCCGUUCUGGACGCUCUCCACAACCACAAGGAUCUGGGUAUUCACUCCGAGAUGUUCGCCAAUGGUGUCGUGGAGCUGGUGCGCAAAGGAUGUGUCACCAACAGCAAGAAGAAGAUGCACCAGGGCAGGAUCGUGGGCUCCUUCCUCAUCGGUGAUAAGGCUCUGUACGAUUUCGUCGACAACAACCCCUUCAUCGAGAUGUACGCCAUCGACUAUGUGAACAAUACCAGCAUUGUAAAGCAACAGCCCCGCAUGACGGCCAUCAACAGCUGCAUUGAAGUGGAUCUGACUGGACAGGUUUGCUCCGAUUCCAUUGGCUCCCGUUUCUACUCCGGUUUCGGCGGUCAGGUGGACUUCAUUCGCGGCGCUGCUGAGGGUCUCGACGGACUGGGUGUGCCCAUCAUUGCCAUGCCAUCCACCACAAACAAGGGCGAGAGCAAGAUCGUGCCCACGCUAAAGGAGGGCGCUGGCGUCGUUACCUCUCGUGCCCACGUUCACUACGUCGUCACCGAGCACGGAAUUGCAUCGCUAUUCGGCAAGAACGUGCGCCAGAGGAUGUAUGAACUUAUCCAGAUCGCCGAUCCCAAGCACCGCGAAACUCUGGAGAAACAAGCCUUUGAGCGUAUCAAGGUUAUGCCAUCACCGAACUAAGCACUGAAACUCGUAGAGCGAACUAUUUCCGAGCAGCAACCGCAAUCUUUGAAGGCAUUCCCGAUAUCACUUUGAUCCACUUCAUAGAACUGCAAUCAUGAUAGCCCUUAUAGCAUUACCAAAUGUGAAAUUUUCAAUUGAUGAGAAACGAAUUCAUGGGAGAAAUAAAAACUGAAAAAUUA